This is a messenger RNA of Daphnia pulex (common water flea), 2856 nucleotides long. RefSeq names its product cytosolic carboxypeptidase 6-like. The coding region runs from base 828 to 2642 and encodes 604 amino acids. NCBI's taxonomy places the organism in Eukaryota, Metazoa, Arthropoda, Branchiopoda, Diplostraca, Daphniidae. The transcript is spliced from 13 exons. Gene Ontology annotation, molecular function: zinc ion binding; metallocarboxypeptidase activity. The record is from RefSeq and is a predicted model, not a curated record. Gene Ontology annotation, biological process: proteolysis.
UGCGGGCUUUCGUCACAAGACUAAGGCCUUAGCUUAAGUUGGUCGAAGGAAAAAGUGAUUAGCUCUGCACUCCAUAUUUGCUCAAGUAGACUAAAUUACCCAACAGUCGUUCAGUUAUGGCUACUAAUCGUGCAGGUAAGCUGUUCAUAUCGCUCACUGUAUUUGUAGAGACUGUUAUUAGUAGUGUCGACUCUCAUGCUCGACGAUCGGUCAUAGUCCACUGGUAACGUAAUGACCAUGGCAAGUGAAAACCCAUCUGGCUCCACCUGCAGUAAAUAGUAGCACUACCUACCACUUGCACCCCACCACCACCUUCGAACCCAUUGGUUUUAUAUGUGUGAAUUGGAGCAUAUGCUGCGCUAUUCACAUGUAGCUGAGCCUAUACUUAUUUCUGUUUGCUGUAACACAUCAUCAACCAAAGGCCGGAUAUCAUUUGGUCCUUACCUACCGGUUGAUUGAUAGCGUGCUCAAGGUAUGAACAGGUAGAGUUCUAUUGAUUCUCAUGUCUCGGAAUACUGCCGCACUUAAUCCCCACGGAAAAGAAAUAAAAAUACUGGAACCCAUUUGGUCACCGGCGUCGCCUACGGCCCCUUGGAAAAACGUGAUGGGGACCUCUUAAAUCAACAGCGCACGUCAGCAAGAGAAGAAAAAAGAAAUAUAAAAAUUUACCAAACUACGGCGCUUGAUCCCCCCCUGGUCGUGAUGUGUGGUAUUAUAUCGGAUGGCGUUCGAUAUUUCACGAAAGAGGGACAAAAUACCAGUUCCGACAGUCCUUCUCAACACGUUCGAGUGGCGAGCACAACGUCAUUUACCAGACAAGAUUUGCCAUGGCCGGAUGUUUGCUCCCGUACGAUCCGCUGGAACAUACCAACAUGUUCUCCAAAGCUGAAAGCGAGGAGAGCGACGAGGAAGACGGAACCGGCAACGUGACGCGAAUGGUAAUGAGACCUCCAGGGCAUUCCGGAAAAGCCAAGAAAGGUCAUCUUUGCCUCGACGCUUCCUUUGAAACUGGAAAUCUCGGUAGGGUUGACUACAUCAGCGAGUUUGAAUACGACCUCUAUGUUCGCUCAGAUUCUUGCAAUCCCCGUCACCGCUUUUGGUUCAAUUUUACCAUCGACAAUGUUCGCCUUGAUCAGAGGGUUAUUUUGAACAUCAUCAACUUUAGCAGAGAAUCCACAUUACUUAGCGCUGGGUUGACUCCGCUAAUCAAAUCCAUCACUCGACCCCAUUGGGAAAGAAUGCCGACAACGCAAGUUUUCUAUCACCAAUCUCCGCAUCAUGGCGACCGAUACAUCCUGAGUUUGGCCCUCAACUUUGACGUUGAAGAAGAUGUUUAUCAAGUUGCUCUGACUUAUCCGUACUCUUUCUCUAAACUGCAAUUCUAUUUGGAUUUGAUUGACGAACAUUUCCCAUCCAUUAUCCACCGUGAAAUCAUCGGCCACACCAUUCAAAACCGGCCUGUUGAUUUACUGACUAUCACCAACCAAGCAACGGAAAGCGACGAGGAAACGAAACCUCUCCGGAAGAAAACUGUUUUUAUUAUUUGUCGUUCGCAUCCGGGCGAAUCUCCUGCAUCGAUUGUUUGUCAAGGGCUGAUUGAUUUUCUCGUGAGUUCUGAACCUAUCGCCAGAGCUCUCCGGGAAUUUAUUGAAUUCAAAAUCAUUCCUAUGAUUAAUCCAGACGGCGUGUUUAACGGCAACGAAAGAUCAUCGAUGGUGGGCGCAGACUUAAAUAGGGUCUGGAAUGAUUAUUCAGAAUACUUCCAUCCGACCGUCAAAGCAGCAAUGGAUGCUAUUCGACACUUGGACGAACAACCGGAUUCAAAUUUGGAAUUCAUUUUGGAUUUACAUGCUCAUCAUUCCUUAUUGGGAACCUUUCUAUACGGCAAUUCCUACGACGACUUCCUGAGGUUCGAGCGGCAUUUGUUGUUUGGAAAAAUUUAUUCCCAGACGGUUGAGGAUUUCUGCAUGGGAAACUGCAUGUACAAUAAGGACAACUUAAAGUCUGGCACGGCACGGAGGUUUUUGAGUCACACAGUGAAGGAACAUGUAAACGUCUACAGCUUUUUCAUAUCAAUGAUGGGUUUCCAAUUACCUAAUUCAUCCGAUAUUCUUCUCUAUGACGAAGAAGGAUAUCAGCGUGCUGGAAGAAAUAUGGCUAGGGCAUUAUUCGAAUAUUAUAAAAUUGUGGGUCACAUUCCAGCCAGUUACAUCCAGUCUCUUCAUCCGGCGCCUGGCCGGAAGAAAACCAAGUAUGAAGUUCAGUCUACCUACCGCAACUUUCGAUCUGAAGGGAAGCAACACGCGAGCCGGAUCGACGGGAAAGAGGGCGAGGAAGGAGAUGGUUCAGCUUUCGCUUCUUAUCGUCGAGCUAAUCGAUUGAUUCUUGAAAUUGAACCUUGUUUCACCCAAAAUCCUUCCUUCCGACCUUUCUUACGCAAACCUGUCACAAUUCAGGUUAAAGACUCGAUGGAUUCAAGAUCGACAACUCCACUUUCCAACGGUCAGUCGUCGUCUAGCGGAGGGAACUCAGAUCCGAAAGUACCAUCCAUUCCAAGUCUAUCCGUAAUCGAUUUCAGUAGCUUGACAAUGAGUCGGAAAGAACUGCGCCAACUUCAUAGGCGAAAUUCUCCUUCUAUUUAGUUCACUAUUUUGUAAUUGAUGAUGCAUAAGCUUUAUAGGUAGCAGUAAUGGAGACUUAGAGCUCUGUCUGUAUUCGACUACCGGUUAAGAAAUUUCAUUCUAUAAGAGAUUAAGAACAAUUACCAGCAUUAUAUUCUAGUUUAUUUGCCGUUCUAAUGUAUAUCCCAUCAGCUAACGUUAACCGGACUGUCUAAUAAAUCUUUAUCUAGCAGGA